AUCUGGUCUGGUGCAAGCCUUUUAUCUUCCGGCUAGCUACGCGUUCUACGCUCAGGAAUGUCGCAGCUCGAAGCGAAAAACCGAAGGACUUGGGAGACUAGCGAGUGCCGCGAACGGCGCACUUGCAUCCGUAAACUUUGUUGGAAGCCAACUUUACGAAGGAGAAAUUACUAAGACAGGUUCGUUAUCAAUAAUCAUGCUCUGACCCAGGGUGUCGUGUGUGAGGUGGAAAUGCUGGUAAGCAACGCUUGUUGAAGCGUCAUUCUUCAGCAGGAGUAGUGUAAGAAUGCUAGUAAGCAACGCUUUUUGAAGCGUCAUUCUUCAUUACUAGUAGUAUGGGAAUGCUAGUAAGCAACGCUGGUUGAAGCAUCAUUCUUCAGUAGGAGUAGUGUCAUGUAGAUGUACUCCUUGGAAAAUGCGAUCUCACUUCAUCUUCUUCAAACUCGUCUCUUUGAUCAUUAGUGUUUGUCCUUCGGCUCCUCUAAGUAGUUGAGCAGUGGCGCACCACAACCUGGUUGGCUGCUCUCACGGCGGUCCCUUGGCUGGUUAUUUUUGGCAGAGGGUGGUAUCUCUAUCGAGGAGAGUAUCGAAAACGAACUUACGAGGAAGCAGCGCUAUCAUUAUGCACAAUGUUGGAGAUACUAGUACUAGUAAGUAGAAGUAGUAGAAGUACAGAUUCAGAUCAUAUCAGAAUAGUUUAUAUGAGAGACAGUGGGAGGGCGAAGGUGAUAUAUUAUUAUCUCCUGAUGUUGAUUUUGAUACAUUGAAGCAGAUUGUUGACCACCUUCUUUGCCCCUGCUUCCACAGUUUUUUCCUUCGGCCCUGAAAAACGUUGUUGUUGGUAGACUCUAAGAACAUCAAAGGUAGCCGCAGCACCAAUAGGAAAUAGCAGCGACCAGGAAGAUGAGAGUACAACGAAUGGCUGUAGCCAGGAUAUUCACGCAGCAAAGGGCAAGACUUCUGAUAACGACAUGGCGGAUGUUAAUGUGGUCUCAACCUCUGAAGGAGGAUGCGCAGGAGAGCCACUGGGUAGACUUGCUGAAGUGAUCGAGUCUUUUGGCUCUAUUCUGGUCGCGUGCGGACUAGCAAAACAUCACAGUGUAUGAAAUAAAAGAAAGUACUAGUCCUAUCAGGCGCCAAAAACGCGCGAGGCAUUCCAAAGAGCUGCGGCCCCUUGAAAGGCGCCAUUAGCUUGCCGCAACUCAGGGCACUCGCCUAGUUGUGGCAUCUAUCGAAUUUACAAAUUUCUAGAGCUAGUACUUUUUUUUGUGUCAUACAGUGUUAUCGCAUACUCGCGCAUGCUUGACAGCGUCGAUGCAGAUCCUUCUCCAACUCAGCAUGAAGAAGUUGAAUUUGGCCUGGAGGAUGAGCAAGAGAAGCAGGAUUCGGGGACCCUUAGUGGACCUCCUCUAGUGUCACAGCUCUCAACAUCAACGUCGUCGGGUCCCUUGGUCGUGGGCAAUCUUUGUGAGGAGCAGCAGCCGUUGGGUGCGGUUCUUCAUUUAGGUCGAAAAUCAUCUCGAAAUCAAAGCAAUAUUAAAGAGCAGGAAGACGACGAUUUUACAGACGACGACUUUACACGUAGAGAACCAACUUUACAAUUGGUACAACAACUCGGCAAGCAUACCGACGUCGACGGAGCAGAUGGGGAAGACGAUGACGGAACGUUUUCUUCCAAUAUUAACGAUUCCACCACACUAGUAAUGCACACGAAUGCUGCUAGCACUACAACAAAGAAAGGCAGCAGUGGCAAGAUCUUCACAAGUAAGACCGUUCUUGGAGGACGCCCGUUCACCACCACUUCUCCCUCUAGCGACAACCUAAGUCUAUACUCCAGCACCUCUUCGUCGACUACAUCGUCAAAGUUUGAGCGAAUAUUGACGAUUUUGCGCAAUGCGUGGCAAGAAGGCAGUAUUGUCGAGAAUCUGCCCCGCACUGUCACGGCACUGGCCAACGUAGAUCCGAGACUCGUGAUCCUGCGCGUCAUUUUCACGAAGACCUACUUAGCUGUGAUGAGCGGUCACUUUUCGCAUACAUUCAUGGCCUUCAUGCUGAUGGCCUGGUUGCCGACGUUUUUCGGGAAGGACAAUGCUUUUUACACUGGUUUUCCGUUCCUCAUAUCCAUGAUCGCAUCGCCGCUGUGGCCCGAGUACGCAAGAAGGCAACUCGAAUUAAGGGUAGGCUAAAGGUGCUUUUCUUACCGCUUUUUAUGCCUCUCCUAAGGGAGAAAGGCAUAACAAGCGGGGUAAGCGAGCACCAAAAACCUACCUCUAAUCGAAGCGAAGAAACCGCUGCUCGGCGUUCGCAAACAAGUAGGGUUUGUUGGCAUUUUUACGCCGGCCAUCGGCUUACUCCUCGCUUUGGCAUGUGGCGACGACCUACCGAUUUUGAAGACACUCUGUUUCACGUUGACGAUCGCUUCGGGCGCGGCAGCCGGAUCUAGUGUAACAGCGGCGCCGCUAGAUCUGGCCGGACGAGAACAUGCGGGGGCGCUCUUCGCUUGCUCAAACGCGGUUGCAGCUAUCCCAGGCAUUCUCGGUGUCCGCCUGGGCAAAAACAUGGCCGUUGGCGUUCUAGUAUGCGCACUGUACAAAAUUUUUGCCGCAGCCGUCUAUGUGCGAUACGUGUCCGUUGACCGUAUCAUCUAA
Molecule: messenger RNA, 2648 nt
Organism: Amoebophrya sp. A25
Lineage: Eukaryota; Dinophyceae; Syndiniales; Amoebophryaceae
Source: the annotation of a GenBank genome assembly